Amphibalanus amphitrite is the source of this 656-nucleotide messenger RNA. Its product is annotated as ubiquitin domain-containing protein UBFD1-like. Gene Ontology annotation, molecular function: RNA binding; cadherin binding. The transcript has 3 exons. Lineage: Eukaryota; Metazoa; Arthropoda; Thecostraca; Balanomorpha; Balanidae. Bases 282 to 656 code for a protein of 124 amino acids. The record is from RefSeq and is a predicted model, not a curated record.
GUGUCAGUGUGACUUUUUAAUCGAGUCAAUAUUUAAAGGAACAUUCCCGGAGAUGAAGAUCAGAGCCAUGCACUGAUUUUUCAAAUAAGUGGUGAACUUUGACAUUGCUGUGAUCACACGUUUCACUGCUCACCUACAUCCACCCACUGCUGGUCUGUACCUGAGGAGCCUCAGCUCAGUCCUCGCAGCUGCCUAGCCGUCCCACUGCGCCGUUCCGCUGAGCGGUACCGCUGAGACCGCAGCCGUUCCGCUGAGCCGCUCUCACCCACCGCUCGGAGGCGAUGGGUAACUCUGACGAGACAGAGGUGUCGCCGCCGCUGGCCGAGUCCGAGGCGGCCGCGCAGGGCGCCUCGGCCAAGGAGGAGCCGCCUGCCUCAGCGGAGGUCACACUCAACAUCGUCUACAAGAAGCAGAAGCUGCAGGUGCAGGCGGCGCUGGAUGGUACCGUGGAGACGCUCAAAAAGCAGCUGCACCCGCUGAUCGAGGUGCCACCCAGCAUGCAGAAGGUGAUGAUUCGCGGUCUGGCUCGUGACGACAAGACUCUGCGCCAGCUGGGAGUGACCAGCGGAGCGAAGGUGAUGGUGGUGGGUUCAACGCUCAAUGACGUCCUCUCCGUGGCCAAACCGGAUACUAAGGUGAGAGGGGGGAGGGGAUAG